AUGCGACUCAUCAACUGCAAAGAGCUGCGUCUGGAGGAGCUCAUCGAACCACCUGGCACCCACCCGUUCGCCAUCCUCUUUCACACGUGGGACGCUGAGGAGGUCACGUACCAGCAGUUCGCCGACACAGCGGCGAGGAGGUUCAAGAGAGGCUGGGCCAAGAUCCAAAGGGCAUGCGCUACGGCCCGGGAGUGCGGGUGCGACUACCUGUGGGACGACACCUGCUGCAUCGACAAGCAGGACAAUGCCGAGCUCACCGAGUCCAUCUACUCCAUGUUCCAGUGGUAUAGCGAUGCGACGGUGUGUCUCGCGUUCAUUGCAGACUUUGACGCCACGGCCGGCGACAUGGAGUCGCUGCGCAGGGCUCGCUGGUUUUCUCGAGGAUGGACUCUUCAGGAGUUGAUCGCGCCGUCAACAGUCUACUUCUAUGAUCGGGAGUGGCGGCUCUUCGGCACGCGGUCGAGUCUGUAUCAGGAGCUCUCGUCCAUAACCGGGAUCAGCACAGACAUCCUAUCUCCUCCAGACGGGGCGGCACUCAGGGACCUGCUGGACGAUAUCCUCAUAGCAAGAAGGAUGGCCUGGGCCGCUAGGCGACACACGACCAAGAAGGAAGAUAUCGCCUAUUGUCCCCUCGGGAUAUUCGGCGUCAACAUGCCCAUGCUCUACGGCGAGGUCUUCGCCUGGACCGCCAACGACCGCACCCAGGAUCCUUCAAAAAACGUCUCACCCAACAAGAUAUAUCGCGGCAUCCUCGCCUCCAGUCCAGCCGAGUUCGCAGGAUCAGCCAAUAUCGAACCAAACAACGACUCCAAGUUCAAUCCGGACUACUUCAUGUCCAACAAGGGCCUGCGCAUCCAGACGGUCCUGCACGCCACCGACACCGACGAAGUCGUCAUGCCGCUGAACUGCCACCUAACCCAAAAUCCGUCCUCCCAACUGGGUCUCAUCCUCAAGCACCAGGGCGCCAGCGUGUACGUCCGAUCCUGGCUGCGCGUCCUCGGGCAGGUUAGGAACGUCGGCGCCCCGACCUCGACGGGGCACAACAUCUUCGUCGCCAAGCGCGCGAAAGCCAGCAUCACGCGCACGCUAGGCGCCGCGCACCGCAACGCGUUCCACUUCCGCUUCGACUUCAGCCCGCAGAACACGAUCCGGCUCGUCGAGACGGCGCCCGCGGAGCUGUGGGACGCGCAGAACCGGCUCAUUAUCACGAGCGGGUCGCGGCAGUUUACCGCCUUCCACCGGUUCGCGGUGUCGGGCGCGGCGCCGGGUCAGUUCGUCAUUGCUUGCGGUAUGAGCAUGAACCAGGGCGGCGAGGGCGGCAACGCCAAAGCCAACCCCUGGAGGGUGUGCGUCGGCGGCGAGACGGGCGAGCUGUUCGGGGCGGCCGCGGGGCGCAACUUCCAGGCCGUCGCCGACAUCGGCCGCGCGCGCGGCUUCGUCACCGAGAAGAAGAAGGACCUCAAGGCCAUGGCGCCGAACAGCACGACCUGGAAGGUCCGGUUCGCGGUUGCGAAUGUGAGCUGUGCUGUCCAGACUGUUCGAGGUGAGCAGGGUAUUGUUGUUGCGGCGAGAGUGACCAGGAAUACGCCGAUGGGGUUGCAUAUGUAG
Molecule: messenger RNA, 1608 nt
Organism: Anthostomella pinea
Lineage: Eukaryota; Fungi; Ascomycota; Sordariomycetes; Xylariales; Xylariaceae
Source: the annotation of a GenBank genome assembly